Molecule: messenger RNA, 594 nt
Organism: Acanthamoeba castellanii str. Neff
Lineage: Eukaryota; Discosea; Longamoebia; Acanthamoebidae
Product: ribosomal protein S17, putative
Exons: 4
Coding region: 1-594 (197 amino acids)
Biological process (GO): translation
Cellular component (GO): ribosome; mitochondrion
Molecular function (GO): structural constituent of ribosome
Source: RefSeq, a predicted model, not a curated record
AUGACACCCAACGCCUACAAGCAGGAGGCGGCCUUCCGGAAGGACCCCAUUCAGCCUUACAUCGAUGGCCGCACCAGAGAUCCGCUCUACAACCCUGUUGUCGAUGAUUGGGUUGAUUACAACAAUCCCCGCUGGAAGGCCUUGAAGCACACCUUCAACCGACCAGGCCCGUUCUUCAUCGGUAAGUGCGUUUCUACCAAGACCGCGAAGACGUCCAUGAUCGAGGUCCCCUACUGGGUUCGUUCGAUGAAGUACGGCAAGCACAUGGCUGUGCGACGGACGACACGCUUCAUGGCCCACGACGAGGACCAGAUCUGCGAGCCCGGCGACGUUGUAGAGAUCAGGCAGAGCAAGAAGUGGAGCAAGAGGAAGAAUACGGUGGUGACGCGCAUCUUGAAGAAGGACCCGGGUAACGCCUUCAUCGCGGAGCACCCCGAGUUCGCCAUCGUGCGCUCGCGAGCCGACCUCAGGAAGAGGAUCGAGCAGAUGCGCGAGGACGAGCUCGCCUCCGCGGGUCUCGACGUGGGCCAGGGCAAGAGGAAGACGGACUCCUCCGAGGGCUCCGAGUCAGGGCAGCAGCAUCAGCAGCAGUAA